Molecule: messenger RNA, 1673 nt
Organism: Spodoptera frugiperda (fall armyworm)
Lineage: Eukaryota; Metazoa; Arthropoda; Insecta; Lepidoptera; Noctuidae
Exons: 8
Coding region: 237-1199 (320 amino acids)
Source: RefSeq, a predicted model, not a curated record
CCCUGUAUAAUGGCCAGUCUCAUCGUAGACCGGCCGCUGGCGCACGCUUGCUACGCGUCCCGCUACGAACGCUACGCGCUACGAAAAUACGCAAUGAGUAAAUACGCUACGAAUAGUGCAGUGCUGAGUAAUAAAUAAUAAAAAAAUAAAUUAUAAAAGUGUAUCAUAUAAUUUAAAUGUAUAUAAGUGAUAGUUUAUUAUUGUUAUAGAAAUUAAUAUCAGUAUAGUUUGUAAAAAUGUUUAACUUAAGGAUUGCGAUUAGAAUAUUCAUAUUUCUACUAAUAACACAAGGUGCACUCUGCCUUCGAAAUGUGCACGUGGUGGUUCCAGAAGCCGUGGAACGAGGUUCCAAAGUCGAGAUGAAGUGCCUCUAUGACCUCGAACAAGAGGUCUUAUACUCCGUCAAAUGGUACCGCGGAGACCGGGAAUUCUGUCGGUAUUCUCCAAGGGACGUUCCACCGUUGAAGAUAUUCCGGAUACCCGGGAUAGAAGUUGACAGAGAGGCGAGUGACGCAGAGCGGCUGACAAUACAGGCGGCGACACAGACCGCGAGUGGUCGGUAUACGUGCGAAGUGUCAGCCGACGCGCCUUCCUUCCAGACUGCGCAAGUACACACGCAUAUGUAUGUCGUUGUUCUACCUAAAUCCGGUCCGUCAAUGCACGGUCUCAAACGGCGGUACCGGCCCGGAAUGAAGCUAAAAGUGGAGUGCAUCAGCCGGCACUCGCUACCGGCUGCCAAUCUGUCUUUCUUCAUCAACAACGACGCGGCGCUGAGUCAGCAUGUCCUGCAUCGGGUGGAUGGAGAAACAGUCGGUGGCCCAAUGACAGCGUACAGCACCAUACAAUUUGUCGUACAAAAACAUCACUUCGUCAGAGGGAAAAUCAAGAUUCGGUGUACGGCAAGCGUCUACUCAAUAUACUUACAAAGCUUAGAAAAGAGCGCUGAAGAGGAGAGGAUACGAACCACUCCGGUCAGCCUCCCAGAGGUACACGAAGCAGUAGUGUACUCUAUACAUCGCCUGCCAGAAACUAGAGACAAACGAGCAGAUGGCCCACCUGAGGGUAAGCGAUCAGCGCUGCCUAUGGACACCUGCAACACUACAGGAGUCACAGGUGGCAGCAGCAUUUCGGGGAGCGCAUCAACUACAGUGAAAAUAAUUCUUCUGUUAACACACUUACUUCCAAACGUUCUAAGAUAAUUUGUUGUAUUCUAAUUAGUUAGUAACAAUUUAUAAUCGCCUAUGUUCUAACGAACGUAUAGAACCAAAGAUCCUGAUGUUUCUAUGACUGAUAAAUUCUUCUCUAUUUUCACUGUUAAUACUUUGUAGUUGUGCCAACCCGAAUUUAUGUAUUUCAUUAAAUGGAAUACACGAAAUAUGAUUCUAAUUUACUUAAUUCCCCCAAGCAAUUAGUUGAAAAUCUUAAAUCUGUCAGACAAAUGAAUCGUUAGAGCAAAAUAAUUAAAAUUUGUACAAAAAUAAACAUUUUACUUUCAGGUUAUAUCGAAAAGUUAAUAAGUGAUUAUUUGCGUUAUAUUAAAUAGUAAUAUUAAGAGUUUAUUUUACCUGGCACUAGAGUUAUGUGUAUGCCUAGGUAUGUAUAUAUGUACAUAUGUAUGUGCUCAAAUACUAUAAAUAAACAAUGGCUAUUGUGCGUUUGAAAUAUUUUAAUAA